Camelus dromedarius (Arabian camel) is the source of this 4600-nucleotide messenger RNA. Its product is annotated as zinc finger protein 883. The record is from RefSeq and is a predicted model, not a curated record. NCBI's taxonomy places the organism in Eukaryota, Metazoa, Chordata, Mammalia, Artiodactyla, Camelidae. Gene Ontology annotation, biological process: regulation of transcription by RNA polymerase II. The coding region runs from base 572 to 2542 and encodes 656 amino acids. Gene Ontology annotation, cellular component: nucleus. Gene Ontology annotation, molecular function: DNA-binding transcription activator activity, RNA polymerase II-specific; RNA polymerase II cis-regulatory region sequence-specific DNA binding. The transcript has 4 exons.
CCGUAGGCUCAGCCUCUUGAGUGCGUCGUCUUGAGCCUAUUGUGGGAGACGGUCCAGAGCAUCCAGCUGUACCUUCAGAGAUUUCAAAAUUUUCUCAAGACCAGCAAAAUAUGAAGAAAUCCUAUGGAUCCUUAUCAUUUGAGGAUGUGACUGUGGGCUUCACCCAGGAGGAGUGGCAGCAGCUGGACCCUGCUCAGAGGACCCUGUACAGGGAUGUGAUGCUGGAGAACUACAGUCAUCUCAUCUCAGUGGAUAGGGAUUGUUUUCCAUGUAGACUCCUACUUUGCACGUCCAUUCUUGGUUGCUGAAACCUGUGGGGGCUUUUUUGAAUUUAAUGCUUUUUCAGGCUUGAGAUUCAGGGUGAUAAGCAGAACUGUUCAGACAUCAUGAAGAAUGUUUUUUCCCCCCAAUAAAAGAUUGAAAUUGGUCCCUGAAGCUUCAUUUUCUGUUUUCCUCAGAAGCCCUAAAGCCCUUGAGACUAGCCCAAGUCCUGUGUCAUUUCCCAUUCACAGGAUAUUGCAUCUCUAAACCAGAGCUGAUCUUCAAGUUGGAGCAAGGAGAGCAGCCAUGGAUGUUAGAGAAAGAGUCCCCAAGCCAGGACUACCCAGAAGUCUGCAAAAUUUAUUACCAACUAGAGCAGAGUCAAGAAAUCCAAGACAGACAUUUCUGGCAAGCUCCAUUUAUCAGCAACAAAACACUGGCUAUAGAGAAAGGUAAUGUAUUAGGAAGAGUGUUAAACUUUAGCCCAGACCCAGUUCCUCCCAUAAAAAUACCCUGUAAAUGUGACACUAGUGGUAUGAGUUUGAAAUACAGUUCAGAAUUUAUUAUUGAGGAAAACUAUGUAAGAAGCAAGUCUGAUGGAUACCUCAAUGCAUAUGGAAAAUGGUUUCUUCAUGUUAAUCAUGAAAGAAUUCAUAUGGGAGAGAAACCUUACGAAUUCAUUCAAAAUGGAAAGUACCUCAGUCAUAAUGAAGACUUCAUUCCAUGUCAGAAAAUUAAAAAUGUAGAACAAUCUUUUGAAUACAAAGAAAAUGGGAAAGAUUUCCAUGAGAAGACAGUUUUCAUCACAUAUAAAUACACUCACAUAGGACAGAGUCCUUGUGAACAUAAUGAAUGUGAUAAAACAUUCUGUAAUUAUUCAACUCUCAUGGCCAAUAAGAUGGCACAACAAAGAGAAAAUCUUUAUAAGUUUAAUGAAUAUGGUAAAAUCUUUGAGACAUUAUCUCUUUUGAAAUGUAGAAUUCAUUUGAAGGUGAAAGAUUAUGAUUGUAUUGAAGGAGUGGAUAAUUUCAGCAGAUCAACCUUUCCUAAUGCAGGAAACAGAACAUUUGAAUGUAGCAACUUGAGGGGACCUUUCUGGGAGAAGUCAAUUCUUAGUGUAACUCAGAGAACAUGCAUAGGAGACAAAGCCUGUGAACGUAAUGAAUGUGGAAAAGCAUUCUGCAAAAAGUCAAAACUCACCAGACAUCAGAGAACACAUACAGGAGAGAAACCUUAUGAAUGUAAUGAAUGUGGGAAAUGCUUCUCUAGGAAAUCCCUUCUCAAUUUACAUCAGAGGAUACACACAGGAGAGAAACCCUAUAAAUGCAAUGAAUGUGGGAAAUCCUACUCUAGGAAUUCACACCUCAUAAUUCAUCAGAGAACUCACACAGGAGAGAAACCCUAUGAAUGUAGUCAAUGUGGGAAAAGCUUCUACCAUAAGUCAUAUCUUACAGUACACCAGAGAAUUCACACAGGGGAGAAACCUUAUGAAUGUAAUCAAUGUGGAAAAACCUUUAUAAGCAACUCAGUUCUCACAAUACAUCAGAAAACACACACAGGCAAGAAACCCUAUGAGUGUAAUCAAUGUGGGAAGUUCUUUUCCAGGAAUUCAUACCUUACAAUACAUCAGAGAACUCACACAGGUGAGAAACCCUAUGAAUGUAAAGUAUGUGGGAAAACCUUCUGUCACAAGCCAGAUGUCAGUAAACACCAGAAAACUCACAUAGGGGGGAAACCCUAUAAAUGUAAUCAGUGUGGGAAAACCUUUAGUCGCAACUCAGGCCUAAAAGUACAUCAGAGAACCCACACAAAGGAGAAACCCUAUGAAUGUAAUGAGUGUGGAAAAUCUUUCUCUGAGAACUCAGUCCUCACGGUGCAUCAGAGAAUACACACAGGGGAAAAACCUUAUGAAUGUAAUGAAUGUGGGAAAACCUUCUACAAUAAGUCAGAUCUCACUAAACACCAAAGAACUCACACAGGUGAGAAACCCUAUGAAUGUACAGAAUGUGGGAAAUUUUUCUCUAGGAAUUCCUAUCUUACAGUACACCAGAGAACUCACACAGGGGAGAAACCCUAUGUGUGUAAAAAAUGUGGGAAAACCUUCUGCCAUAGGUCAGACUAUACAGUACAUAAGAGGGCACACAGAGGGGAAAAGUCUUAUCACUGUGAUCAGUGUGGGAAAACCUUCACUUGCAAUUCAGUCCUUAGAUCACAUCAGAGAACUCACACAGGGGAGAAGCCCUAUGAAUGUAGUGAGUGUGGGAAAUCUUUCUCUGAGUAAUCAGUCCUCACUGUACAUCAGAGAAUACACACAGGGGAAAAACCUUGUAAGUGUAAUGAAUGUGGGAAGCCCUUCUGUCAUAAGUCAGAUCUCACUAAACAUCAGAGAACACACACAGGAGAGAAACCCUAUGAAUGUAAUCAUUGUGAGAAAACCUUCAGUUGCAACUCAGGUCUCAAAGUACAUCAGAGAAGACACAUAAAGCAGAAACCCUAUGAAUGUAUUCACUGUGGGAAAACCUCUAAGAAAUCAGUUCCCACAGUCCAUUCAAAAUUAUACUCAGGGGAAGAAAUCUUAUAGCAGUGAGAAAAAUAUUUAGUGAUUCAUACCUCAAAAUAGUGUGGAGAAGUCACACAGGAUGUUACCCUCUAUGAAUGUAAAGUGGCAAAUUUUUCACCCUAAGUGAUAUUCUAGAGUAAAUAAAGAGUACCCAUAGAGGAAAUUAUUAUGAAUAUAAUGAAUGUCUGAAAAUAUUAGUAAGACAACUAAAAAUGAAUACAUGUAGAAAAAACUUUAUUAAUGUAUUUAGGAAGUGUGGGAAAAUAUAAGUUAGGGCUUAUCAAACAAAUAAUUUUGUAGGGGAUAAUUCUGUGAAUCAAAUGGAUGUAGGAAAGUGUUCUUCCAGAGCUUGGCCAUUGCUAACAAUCAGAUAAACUAUACUUGGGAAAAACUGUCAAUAACUUGUAUUUUUUGAGACCUUCAUACACAAGUUGUACUCAUUGUAUGUCAGGGAAUAACAGGGAAGCUAUGCAAAGAAUACAGCAAGUAUAGUUGAGCUUAUAUCAAGAAAUGCCAUUUUACUGAAUAAGACAAUUGAUGUUAGAUGAGGUCUUCAAAAUGUUUUGAAUGUGAAGGCUUUAACAAAAUUCAGACUUUAUUAUAUCUGAAGAUUGUAUUGGAGGAAGUCUGUCCAUUUAGGAAGUAUGGACAGAAAUUUUCCUUUAGAUAUGAUGUUAUUCUAAAAGUUAUGUUUUGCACUGCUUUCAAUUUUUUAAAUAGAAAUAAAACUGAAAAUAGACAUGAAAAUAUUAACUGUGGAAUAUGAAGGAAUAAUAUGUGGAAUAUGGACUUUUUAAAAGCACAAAUAUGUUGAAUAAUCUCAGUUUCUGAUUCCACUUUUAGAGAAAUGCAUGUCAGCCCAUGGCCCUCCCCUUUAUGAGCCAUCACAUGUUUUUAGUGAGUUUUCAUCACGGCUGUGCUGUCACCCCUGCAAACACAGUCAGUUCUGCAUAUCUGUAUCUUCCUAUCUGUGGUUCCAUGGUUGAUUGAAUUCUCAAUGCAGAACCCAAGGAUACGGAGGGCCCGCUGUAAGGGACUUGAGCAUCAGCUGAUUUUGGUAUUUGAGGGGGUGUCCUUGAGCCAAUCCCUAGCAGAUACUGAGGGAUGACUGUAGUGCCUAAUGGUCUGGUUCAUCCUGGGGCCGACCUCUAGGGAAUCUCAGCGUAGACUAGAUCCCAUCAGAACAAACACCAGGGGCAGCUUUGAGGCUGCAUCUGUCUCCUCUCCUUAGGUUCAGUAACUGGAAAGCUGAGUGUGUGAAUGAAGCUAGAAUACUGCCUGGAAUACUCUAGGACAUGUGACCUCAAUGCUCCAAUUCAGAUUUACAGGAAGCUUUUCAUAGCUUCCUUCUUGAAGCUAAGUCUGUUGACCCAAUUACAGCCCACCCUUUUAGGGGAGGGAAACUUGGUAUAGUUGUAGUGAAAUAUUUCAUACAUAUGUCCAAUUUUGAGUCAGAUAUAACCAAUGAGUGUACCCGUUGCAGGUUGGAAGUAAAGUAUUACAAGAAGAGUUGAUGCAUCUGCAUACUGUCCUCAAACCCAUUUUAUAUCCUGUAACUGCUACCAUCUUCAACAUGUCUCAUUACCUCUACAAUAAUACACAUAAGUUAUUUUGUGUAUGUGUGUGUAAUAACAUUGUUUUGCAAGUAUAUCAGUGGGUACCUGUUCUGCAACUUGCUUUUGUCUUCAGAUGUGUGGUUUUGAUAUUUGUACAUGUUGAUAUAUUUUGCUUUAGUUGAUUUAUUUUAAUAAAACAUAAUAUAUGACUAUGUAACUAUAA